Molecule: messenger RNA, 1080 nt
Organism: Drosophila busckii
Lineage: Eukaryota; Metazoa; Arthropoda; Insecta; Diptera; Drosophilidae
Product: methyltransferase-like protein 22
Exons: 1
Coding region: 150-986 (278 amino acids)
Biological process (GO): protein methylation
Cellular component (GO): nucleus
Molecular function (GO): protein methyltransferase activity
Source: RefSeq, a predicted model, not a curated record
AGAACAAAAGUUUUUGCUUAAUUUGGGUCACGUGCCAACCAAUAGCACUGUCAAUGUCAUUUAUUUAUUUAUGUCAUCUAAUUUGGCCAAGAGCCAAACAGCAACAGGGACAAAUUAUUAGUUAGUUGUCUCCGGCCCACACCUACGCUAUGUACACGGUUAGCUCGGAAAUCUAUAGGGAGACCAACUAUCAGCCAGUGCGUACUGAAAAUGGUAACGGCAAUGUGCUCUCAAAAUUCCGGUUUCGUUAUCCGAACGAGGAAAACAAUGGAGUGCCUAUCAUUGACAAGGAUGGCGAUUUGGACGUCUCACGGCCACAGCGAGGUGUCAUAGAACUUGAACAUUCCGAUGCUACAGAGCUAAGCCUAGUUGGAUUACAAGUAUGGCGUGGUGCAUUGCUGCUGGCGGAUUUUUUGUUUCAUCAACGGCGGGAGAUGGCCAACAAGAGCAUUAUGGAGCUGGGUGCAGGCGUGGGACUCACCAGCAUUGCAGCUGCCAUACAUAACAAAGGUCACAUCUACUGCACAGACGUGAAUCUAGGUUGUAUUCUCAAGCUCAUCCAGAGCAAUGUGGAGCGCAAUGCCGGUUUGCUUGAGGGGCAGAUUAGCGUGCUUGAAUACGACUUCUUAGCACCCACAUCCCAGCUAUCAACAGCGUUGCUGGAGGCUAUAGAUGCUAGUGAUAUUAUUUUGGCAGCAGAUGUGGUCUAUUCCGAUGAACUAACCAAUGCUUUUGUGGCAGUUAUGGAGCAUAUUUUGGAGCGCGGCAAGCAGACAGGCAGGCCAAAGUGUAUCUAUAUGGCUAUGGAGAAGCGUUAUGUGUUUACGCUGGAGGAAUGCGAUUCCGUGGCGCCCAUGUAUGAACAUUUUCUCAGGCAGACGGCGCACAAGUCUUGGAUUAUGGAGCAGCUGCCAUUGGACUUUCCACAGUACUUUGAAUAUGAACGUUGUCCACAAUUGAUGCUAAUGCGCAUACAAAGCCGAUAGUGUAAGUGUAUGUCCAAAGUCCCUUUUUAAUUGUCAUAAAUAGUAACAAAUUACAACUAUUUAAAAAUAAAGUGACAUUAGCUUAAAUACAACA